This is a messenger RNA of Brassica napus (rape), 986 nucleotides long. Its product is annotated as tyrosine-protein phosphatase DSP3. Lineage: Eukaryota; Viridiplantae; Streptophyta; Magnoliopsida; Brassicales; Brassicaceae. Bases 86 to 781 code for a protein of 231 amino acids. Gene Ontology annotation, cellular component: cytoplasm. Gene Ontology annotation, biological process: protein dephosphorylation. The transcript has 4 exons. The record is from RefSeq and is a predicted model, not a curated record. Gene Ontology annotation, molecular function: phosphatase activity.
UCCUCCUAUAAAAGGAGAAGCCUUUCUUUCUCUCAAAAAUCAAUUCUUUGCUCUCUGUUUCUCUCUCUGCUUCUUCUGAUCCUCAAUGUGUUUGAUAAUGGAAGCGGCGGAAGAUCACGUCGACGGUGGUGUUUUAGCUGCGCCGUCGAAUUUCUCGAUGGUCGAAGACGGGAUUUACCGGUCCGGGUUUCCUAAACCGGAGAAUUUCGGUUUUCUCACAACUCUAAAUCUUCGUUCCAUCAUCUAUCUUUGUCCUGAGCCAUACACUGAGGAGAAUCUCAAGUUUCUUGAGGCUAACAACAUUAAGCUUUUCCAAUUUGGAAUCGAAGGCAAAACGGUGCGUUUUUGUUUCUUGUUGAUCUUUGAGUCACUGUUGAUUUUUUUUUUUAUAACUGAAUCGGUUAUGAUUUUGCAGGAUCCUCCAACUCUUAUGCCAAAAGAUACAGUUUUGGAUGCUCUCAAAGUCUUAGUUGAUGUAAGAAACCAUCCUAUUCUCAUACACUGCAAAGCCGGAAAGCAUAGGACAGGUUGUUUGGUGGGAUGCUUGAGGAAAGUACAGAGCUGGUGUUUAUCAUCUGUGCUUGAGGAAUACCAGAAGAACGCUGGUUUGAAGUGGAGACAAAGGGAUUUGAAUUUCAUUGAGGCGUUUGAUACCCUGAGCUUGAGGCAGUGUCUAUUGAGCAUCAUGUAUCGUUAUCACGGCUAUGGCUUCAAGAGGAAAAGGCUUCUCCAUGAAGAAGAGAAUGUCCAGACGCCGAAACUGCAGGCUGCUAAAGUUUGAAAAUAAGAGCUAACCAAGUUAGUCAGGUUUGAUUUGUUUUUUUUAAGCAUUAGAAUUGUACAGAAAGGCUACUCUUCAUUAGUGCAUGAGAGGUCAAUUAGCUCCAUGACCACUAAUGCCUAAGUUACUUUUUAUCUUUUAUGUUUAACUUGUCAUUGUUGUAGCGAUUACCAUUAUUAUUAUAAUACAAUAAAAGAUUACUACA